AUGCUCGCCCAAUUCAACUUCAUAAGCAUGGCGAUCCUCGCAUUACCCCUCGUCGCUAGAGCACAAGAUAGACCUGCGUGUGUUCAACAGUGCUUCCACAAGAUGAUCAGCACGACCAAUUGCGACAAAACCGACGUCCCGUGUCUAUGCUCCGAUACCAGUUUUGUCAAUUCAAUGGUUCAGUGCCUCAGAGCCUCGUGCCCUAGCGAUAUCAGCAACAGCGUCAUAGAAGAGGAAAGCACGGUGUGCGCCGCUCAAGGCGCACCGCUUAGCAUCCAGCCUUCUAGUUCUCUCAGUGCUUCUGGUUCCGCGACGCCCACAUCGUCCGCCUCCGCUACCUCCGAAACUUCCAAUUCUCGACCCACAGACGGAGCCAGCUCGCGGAACGCCAACGGCGCCAUCACGUACAACAUAAACGCCGUUGCUAGCAUAGUCGCAUUCGGGCUGGUGUUCCUCAUGCUCUGA
Messenger RNA from Pleurotus ostreatus (oyster mushroom), 465 nucleotides. RefSeq lists its product as uncharacterized. Bases 1 to 465 code for a protein of 154 amino acids. The record is from RefSeq and is a predicted model, not a curated record. Lineage: Eukaryota; Fungi; Basidiomycota; Agaricomycetes; Agaricales; Pleurotaceae. The transcript is spliced from 4 exons.